Epinephelus lanceolatus (giant grouper) is the source of this 5745-nucleotide messenger RNA. RefSeq names its product tripartite motif-containing protein 16-like. The record is from RefSeq and is a predicted model, not a curated record. Lineage: Eukaryota; Metazoa; Chordata; Actinopteri; Perciformes; Serranidae. Gene Ontology annotation, molecular function: protein binding; zinc ion binding.
AAGAAGAGGAGGAGAAGAGAAGAAGGAGAGUAGAAAAUUUGUUACAAAAUUGACAAAAGUCACUAGUCACUAGUUUUUUCACCGUCACCACCAGCAACAAUCAACCGGCAGCAACGACGUCGACAUCCGUUCAGGAGGGUCCGUCGUGUGGAGAUCGAGAUGAACAACCAGAUUGUCCAACUCGUUGGGGGUCCAAGCACAAAAUGAUGGAGCAGCAAGACGCAGUAAAUCGUGUUCUAGAGAACGACAGAAAGGCCAUCACCAAGCUCAACUGGCAACACAAGGAUGUGUAAGCCUCCCUCGACAAAGCCCUCAAGCCAGUCAGUGAUUUCACUGACAUUCUCGGGGGGGGAAAAUAUGUCACCAUAUCGUCACUCAUCCCAGUGCUCAAACUCAUGGAGACUGAUACUUUGUGUGCUGCUGAGGGGGACGUAGAUCUCACCAGGGGUGUGAAAGCUGUCAUCUUAACGCGACUGAAGGCACCACAGCAAUAAAAGGAUCAAUAAAAGGAUGUGGAGGGCCCCAAGUCUGUCUUCGCCUUGGGCCCCAAUAUGACUAAAUCCGCCCCUGCUUGGAAGGAAGCAAAGCUGGAUGAGCCCUCCCUCCUCCUCCUGCUCUCACACACAGCGAGUUCCACUCUGUCCACACAUUUCCUUGAUUCCUACCAUUCAGAUCUACAGAUUGAAGAUGGGUGUAACCAACAUGUGGUGACGUGAGAGAGCUGACAGGCUCCAUUCACUGCAGGAACACAUGAUGUUCAGUUCAGAGCUCAAAGUAGUUUCACUGUUCAGGAAGUGAGAGUCAGACAGGCGUUGUCACUGAGAGGUGAAAUGGCGCAGAAAGGAGUUGAGCUGGACCAAGAAACCUUCUCUUGUUCCAUCUGUCUGGAUCUACUGAAGGAUCCAGUGACUAUUCCCUGUGGACACAGCUACUGCAUGAACUGUAUUAAAACCCACUGGGAUGAAGAGGAUGGGAAGAAAAUCUACAGCUGCCCUCAGUGUAGGCAGAGCUUCACACCGAGGCCUGUCCUGGUGAGAAACACCAUGUUAGCAGUUUUAGUGGAGGAACUGAAGAAGACUGGACUCCAAGCUGCUCCUGCUGAUCACUGCUAUGCUGGAGCUGAAGAUGUGGCCUGUGAUGUCUGCACUGGGAGAAAACUGAAAGCCCUCAAGUCCUGUUUGGUGUGUGUGGCCUCUUUCUGUGAGAAACACCUUCAAUUUCAUUAUGACUCAGCUCCGUUCAGGAAACACAAGCUGGUGGAGCCCUCCAAGAAGCUGCAGGAGAACAUCUGCUCUCGUCAUGAUGAGGUGAUGAAGAUUUUCUGCCGCACUGAUCAGCAGAGUAUCUGUUAUCUCUGCUCGAUGGAUGAACAUAAAGGCCACGACACAGUGUCAGCUGCAGCAGAAAGGACUGAGAGGCAGAGAGAGCUGGAGGUGAGUCGACAAAACAUCCAGCAGAUAAUCCAGGACAGAGAGAAAGAUGUGAAGCUGCUCCAACAGGAGGUGGAGGCUAUCAGUCGCUCUGCUGAUAAAGCAGUGGAGGACAGUGAGAAGAUCUUCACUGAGCUGAUCCGUCUCAUGGAGGAAAGACGCUCUGAUGUGGAGCAGCAGGUCAGAUCACAGCAGGAAACUGAAGUGAGUCGAGUCAAAGAGCUUCAGGAGAAGCUGGAGCAGGAGAUCACUGAGCUGAAGAGGAAAGACGCUGAGCUGGAGGAGCUCUCACACACAGAGGAUCACACCCAGUUUCUGCACAACUACCCCUCACUGUCAGCACUCAGUGAAUCCACACACUCAUCCAGCAUCAACAUCCGUCCUCUGAGCUACUUUGAGGAUGUGACAGCAGCUGUGUCAGAAGUCAGAGAUAAACUACAGGAAUUUCUGAGGGAGACAUGGGCAAACGUCUCACUGACAGUGACUGACAUGGAUGUUUUACUGUCAGACCCAGAGCCCAAGACCAGAGCUUGGUUCUUAAAAUAUUCACGUGAAAUCACACUGGAUCCAAACACAGCAAAUGAAUUCCUGUUAUUAUCUGAAGGGAACAGAAAGGUAACAUUCAUGAGACAACAACAGUCUUAUCCCAGUCACCCAGACAAUUUCACUGAAGAGUUUCAGGUCCUGAGAAGAGAGAGUCUGACUGGACGUUGUUACUGGGAGGUGGAGUGGAGCGGGGGAAAGGUCUGUGUAGCAGUCGCAUACAAGAAUAUCAAAAGAGAAGGGACCUCUUAUGGUUGCAGAUUUGGAUUCAAUAAAAAAUCUUGGGCGUUAUAUUGUCAUGAGAACUGUUAUGUAUUUUGGUACAAUAAUGUCAAAACUCCCGUCUCAGGUCCUCAGUCCUCCAGAGUAGGAGUGUACCUGGAUCACAGUGCAGGUAUUCUGUCCUUCUACAGCGUCUCUGAAACCAUGACUCUCCUCCACAGAGUCCAGACCACAUUCACUCAGCCUCUCUAUGCUGGACUCUGGCUUCGUUAUGCCGAUGGGAACACAGCUGAGUUGUGUGAGCUCAAAUAGACAGAAGUCAUUUAAGGGUUAAAUCCUGUGUAUUAAUUCUUAUUUAGCCUCCAUGUUUGUUACUGAGAGCUGAUUGUUGUGGCGUCUCUUCACUGCACUGAGAUCAGCUGUCAGUCAAACAUUAUUGGGGGUACUUUGAUGUCUUCUCCUGAGUUGUUGUGUAAAUGUUUGAGUUUCUUGCGGUGGCGCUCCUUCCUGUGUGUUUAGCCGUGGAGUCUGUCACUGCUCAUCAUGAUGUAGGGAUGUAACGAUAUGGAAAAUUUGAUAUCUCAAUUAUAGUGACCAAAUUAUCACGGUAAACGAUAAUAUCCUGAUAUUUUUUUAAGCACUGUAAAAUGUCCAAAAAAUAGAUACAUUGAAAUAAUUUCACUAAAACUUGUAACUUCCUUAUCAUACUAAAAUGUUAACAGCCAAAAUCUUAUAUUAAAGCAGCAACAGAAAGAUUUAUUUUAAAUGAACAAAAUAUGUAAACAAAUUACAGGAACAAAGCUUAUUUGUCUGGUGCAUUUUAACAGUCAGCAAAAUAUGUGAACAAUUAGGAACAAAACUUGUUUUUCAGGAAAAUUUGUGCAAGUAAUAAUGCAACUUAAAAUAACUUUGAAUAAAAUAAACUUUAAACCUUAAAUAAACAUAAAUGUGCAAAUAAAUAAACAGGCACUUAACAAAUUAAGAGUUGCAAUGCCAUGUAAACAAGUCCAAACAUUCAUUGCAUCAUGUAUGUUCAUUUAAGAUUGAAAUGCAGAAAUGUCAACAUAUUUACUUUUUCUGGUUUUAAAAGUGCCCUCAGAGGAGAAGCAAUGUGUCCACUGGCACUGAACAGCCUCUCUGAAGGUACACUGGUUGCUGGAAUGCACAAAAACUUCUUGGCAAUCCUAGCAAGAUGGGGCAGCUCUGAUGCAUGGCUCUUCCACCACUGUGAUGGAUCAUCUUCUGCUGGAAUGGAAGGUAGAGUCAAGUAGACCUUGAUCUCCUCCUUCACUGUAGCUUCUGAUGUGGCUGGAGCUGAAUCCUCUGUAGCUCUCUGCUGCUUUGAUGAAGCAAUUCUUCUCAGCAAUCCAGACAAGCCUUUCCCCUCUGGUGUCUCUGUGGAGACACUGCUUGUGCUUAGUUUUUUGUCCUCAACCUGGACAGCAGGUGACAGCCUCAAGGCUUCUUGAACACAGCUCUCAACCACUGCAGCUUCAGCCUCACCCAAAAGCUCACUUUGAACCUGGGGUUAUUGAAACAAGCCAUCUGCAUGACACUGUUAGCCUUCUCUGUGUAUCUGCUGGUACGAUCUUCUCUCAUUACGCGUUUCAUCUCUUUGGUCAGAGCUGGCUCCUCAUCAUUUUCCUGCAGGACAUUAUGGAUGAUGUGGUCAAGGACAGGCUUUAUGGCUAAUAGUGUGCCCAUGCGCCCCUUUUUGCAGCCAGUGCUGCACAGAUUGCUUGCUGUUGUUGAAGAAAACGCUCAACCAUCUUGUUGGUUGAUCCCCAUUGGGUCACCACAUCGUGGAUCAGAGCCUUCUUUGGCAAACUGAGGGCAGCUUGGUUUUCUGCUAGUCCCCUCCUCCUCUUCCAGCUCUGAGAGAAGCCUUGUACCACAUUUUGGCACACUUUGACUGCUGUUUUAACUCUGUUGAGUUUAAGAGCCUUUGAUAUGGCCAGGUUCAAAUUAUGGCCAAAACACCCGAGCCACAGGUCUGGAAAGUCUUUGAAAGCCUUGACCAUAUUUGUAGCGUUGUCAGUGGUUAUGGAGACCAAGUCACUCUUCCUGAUCAUCCACUCCUCAAGCAGGUCAGUGGUUGCAGCUAAAAAGGUGCCUUCACUUAGACUCUUCAUAACGUCAGCUCUGACCUCAUUGUAUAACUUGGGAAUUUGUGUCUUGGAGAAUGAAGUGCGUGAUGGCACUUUGUAUUGUGGCACAGCUACUUUCAACAGCCUCAAGAAACCUGGCCUCUCAACACUUCUGAAUGGCAUCAUGUCUUUGGCGAUGAAGUAUGAAAUGGCAGCAGUGAGGUCUUGUGCAUUCUUAGAUUCAGGUGCAUAAGCUGACUUUUUCCAUACAUGUGAGUGAGAGGAGUGCCUGUAUGAGAAAAGGAGCGCAUGUUCUCGUGUGUGUGUAUUAGGUCAAGAUUGUGAGCAGUGAAUUUAAUUAACCUUAUAAAACCGAGAGCCGAGAGGUUAAAGGUUAACACGGUAGCGUGCUAUGUUGUUUCCUUGAGCUUAUGUCGAGAAAGCAUAACUGGCCGUCUAUAUCGAUUCUAGCUCGCCAUACAAUAACCAUAAUCAUAGUGAUUCAAUCAUAGUUGAUUUCAAUUAGCGAUAAUAUAAAAUGAAUAUGUUUACAUUACGUUACAUUGGUAUAUAUUCUGUCGGCUCCGCUCAGUGUUUUCAGCUCCAUUUAGUUUCGAAACACUUAGCAACAUAGCGGCUAUUAGCUACUCAGCUAGUAGCUCGCUCCUAAGUGUCUUAAGCGAAAACGGAAAACCUAGUCACCAUUUAGGAGGACAGAUACGGCUCAAAUGUCCCAUAUACGUCAAGAGUUACACAUUAUGACAAUCUUAGUAAAACCGAAGUCCCUUACACAAUAACUGACGUUUGCAUAGCAUACCUUGCUUUGGCUGUAAAGCUGUGGAUGAUGGUCCACCAGCUGUCCCUCUGCAUUCUUCAGAAAUCCAAAGUUUGCCCAGACCUCAGAUUUUGUGCGUUUAUUUGGGGGGAAAAUGUCCUGAGUACCGCUAUCACCACCUUCCGCCAUGUUUUCAUUCUUUGUGUUUACACAUGCUACGCAUUCACGCAGCGCCUGCAUCACGAGACUUGGAUGAGGCUGUUAUUACACAUCCUGAUAAUCCACCGCGAUAAUGCAAUUAAUUUAAACAUAAAUGGUAAUUCUUACCAUGUAAAAAUUAACCGAGAUUUACCGUAAUAUCGGUGAUCGUUACAUCCCUAAUGUGUUGUAAACUUCUUUGUGCUCUGAAUGUUUAAUGAACAUUUCAGUGGAUGUAUUUGUACGUUGUUGUUUCUCUCCCACUGCAUGAGUCUGAAGAGAGACAUCAGCAGACCUCCUUUAUCUCAGAUAUUGUGCUUGUAAAUUUGUACAGAAAUGUAUAAUUAGCUUUUAAUGUGUUGGUGUGGCAGAUUAGUUAGCUACUAGAAACUGUAAUGAUCCUGAUCAUAAUCAAUAAGGAGAUCAUUCAUUAAUGUCUUUUACACAAACUGAAGGUUUACAUGAUGAAUAAACAAACAUGAACAAAGUA